Messenger RNA from Juglans regia (Persian walnut), 942 nucleotides. RefSeq names its product RING-H2 finger protein ATL29-like. The record is from RefSeq and is a predicted model, not a curated record. NCBI's taxonomy places the organism in Eukaryota, Viridiplantae, Streptophyta, Magnoliopsida, Fagales, Juglandaceae. The coding region runs from base 76 to 942 and encodes 288 amino acids. The transcript has a single exon.
ACCGAAGGCCGGAACAAACUACCCUCCGGCCACCCUUUUAAGCUAUUCCGGAUCUCUUCUGCCCAGGCAGUUUCAAUGAAUCCCACUCCACCACCACGUGACUUCGGUAUCUCCUCGCCUAUAACCGUAAUCCUGACAGUAAUCCUCCUUGUUUUCUUUUUUCUAGGCUUCUUCUCUGUAUACUUCUGCAGGUGUUUCGUUGACAGCAUGUCUACCUCCCGACGAUCACCCUCCCGCAAUGUUGGCUCAGGCGCCGAUGUAUCUGACAUCAGUGGCCUUAAUCCUUCUCUGAUAGCUUCCUUCCCGACAUUUAUAUAUUCGAGUGUCAAAGAUUUUCGCAAGGAAAAAUACGGUCUGGAAUGUGCAAUAUGCUUGGUGGAGUUCGAGGACGAUAGUCUGCUUCGCCUUUUGACGGUUUGCUACCAUGUUUUUCAUCAAGAAUGCAUCGACCUUUGGCUUGAAUCUCACAAAACAUGCCCGGUUUGUCGUGGGAACCUUGAUUUGCCUCCUGAGUCUUCGGAAAAGUCUCCGGCGAUUGUAGAUCAUAACGCCAUGCACGAUAUUCAUGGUAGCAAUGAGCCUUCAGAUGAUGCUGAACCUGUGCGCAUUGAUAUCCGAGAAGAUGAUGACAAUGAGAGCUCAGACAGUGGAGGAAGCCAUGAACAUUCAUCUAAGACACUGCAAAAUGAUCAUGAAGAUAAAAUGGUGGAAAGAUUUUCAAGGUCGCACACAACCGGGCAUUCUAUAGUUAAGAGAAGAGAAGAUGAGGAUAGGUAUAAGCUGAGAUUGCCAGAGCACGUAAAGGUAAGACUUAUAAGAGGGCAUAACUUCGCCAAAAGUUGUACAACAUUUGGGGAGUUCUCAAACCAUGAAGAGGCGGGCAAUGGAGGUUUUGGGGAGGUCAUGUGUGGUUGUUCCGGGGGAAAUAUCAACAAGGUUUAA